AUGGCUCCGACAUCAACCAACGCCUGGUCCAUCACCGGCAUCGGCAAGGACAGCAGCAACUGGGACACCCUCGAGUUCAAGAAGGACGUGCCCCUCCCGGAGCUUGGUGACUACGACGUCCUCGUGCAAAUCGAGGCAGUCUCCCUCAACUUCCGCGAUCUGGCCAUUCUGAAGGGCCUCUACCCGUUCCCCCUCAGCUUCCCCCGUAUCCCGGCCUCUGACGGCGCCGGCCGCGUCGUCUCCAUCGGCCGCAAGGUCACGCAGUUCAAGGAGGGCGACAACAUCGCCACCCUCUUCAACCAGCACCACCAGUCCAACCCCAUCACCCCCCUGGCCCUCGAGAGCGGCCUCGGCGGCGCCCUCGACGGCACCCUUCGCCAGUACGCCGUCUUCCCCGAGCACGGCGUCGUAAAGUCCCCCAAGACGCUCUCCGCCGUCGAGGCCGCCACCCUCCCCUGCGCGCCGCUGACGGCCUGGAACGCGCUGUACGGCCUGCAGUCCAAGGCGCUCAAGCCCGGCGACUACGUCCUGACGCAGGGCACGGGCGGCGUGAGCCUGUCAGCGAUCCAAUUCGCCGUCGCCGCGGGCGCGACCGUCAUCGCGACGACGUCGUCCGCCGCAAAGGGCGAGGAGCUCAAGAAGCUCGGCGCGCACCACGUCAUCAACUACAAGGAGACGCCCAACUGGGGCGAGGUCGCCAAGUCGCUGACGCCGGACAGCGUCGGCGUGGAUCACAUUAUCGAGGUCGGCGGGCCGGGUACCGUCGCGCAGUCGCUCAAGGCCGUCAAGCUGGAGGGCGUUAUCUCCAUCAUUGGGUUCCUGUCCCACGGCGACAAGCCCGAGGGAGACCAGCCCACGCUGCUGGAUGCGCUCGCCAACAUUUGCACGAUUCGCGGGCUGUUGGUCGGGUCGAAGCAGCAGUUUGAGGAGAUGAAUCAGGCGAUUGACGCGAAUAAGAUCAAGCCCGUCGUCGACAAGACGAUUUUCGGCUUCGAAGAGGUCAAGGAGGCGUACCAGUACCAGUGGGACCAGAAGCACUUUGGCAAGGUCGUCAUCAAGAUUUGA
Molecule: messenger RNA, 1065 nt
Organism: Colletotrichum orchidophilum
Lineage: Eukaryota; Fungi; Ascomycota; Sordariomycetes; Glomerellales; Glomerellaceae
Product: zinc-binding dehydrogenase
Exons: 2
Coding region: 1-1065 (354 amino acids)
Molecular function (GO): oxidoreductase activity
Source: RefSeq, a predicted model, not a curated record